Larimichthys crocea (large yellow croaker) is the source of this 3769-nucleotide messenger RNA. It is a transcript of the gene socs4, whose product is annotated as suppressor of cytokine signaling 4. Gene Ontology annotation, biological process: phosphatidylinositol phosphate biosynthetic process; intracellular signal transduction. Gene Ontology annotation, molecular function: 1-phosphatidylinositol-3-kinase regulator activity. Lineage: Eukaryota; Metazoa; Chordata; Actinopteri; Sciaenidae. The coding region runs from base 1458 to 2645 and encodes 395 amino acids. Gene Ontology annotation, cellular component: phosphatidylinositol 3-kinase complex. The transcript has 2 exons. The record is from RefSeq and is a predicted model, not a curated record.
UUCUGGACCCUCCCUCAUCCCUUCAUCCUCUCUUCCCUCCUCCUUUAAUUUUGUUCAUACCUCUCCUUAAUCUCAUUCGAGGUAUCGUCUUGGCUCCUGUAAGCAGCUCAGGUGGAAACACACCUCAGACUAAUGAAAGGAUUUAGUUUGAAGGAGCCAAAAUAAAACAACGUUUUUCACUUUAUUUGCACGAACUCAUCAGAUCUACAUGUUGUUUCCUGCUGCUGCUCGAUCCUCUCAAAGUUCAGACGCUUUAGUUUCAGUGUCUUUACUUUUUUAUUUUUUUUUUUUGGGACUCACGGCUUAAAUCGAUCCGGUUGUUCGUCGGAACAUGUGGUGUUAUCAUCCUGCCGGGCUGUGUGAUAAUGUGAAGAGCAUUAAAUAUUCAGUUAAGAGGAAGCUGAGUGUCACGACAUUAUCUGAGAUGUCAGGCGUUUAUUGAUGACUAUCCUUUAUCUGUUGGAGCUGAAACAAGGACACACACACACACACACACACACACACACACACUGAAACCACUGGGAGUAAUAUUAUUUGUCUGAUAGAUGCAGUCUAUUUGUUUCAUGAAUUAUAGAUCUUACAAAAUGUCAUGCGGAGCAAGUUGUCUGCCGCAGCUCGCUCGCUGCGUGCAUGACAUCACCUUGACAGAUGAGUCCUCUCAGCAGCACUUUCUGGAAGUUUUAACUGGGGGAACUCAAAGGUUACUCAAUCAAUAGGUGAAGCUUUUUAAAAAGCUUGUUGUUUCCUCUGCUGACCUCAAUCGUUAAUUAGACAGAGUCUGCAGCGUUGACGCUGUGUGCUGCCGGUGCACGAAUGCACGCAGGCUGCUAGUAAACCUGAGGAAUAAUCUGUUUGCAGCACGCCGUCCUCCACAGACGGACUUAAACAGAUUUAAAGCCCUCCAUGAAAUGUGCUCUGAUGCUUUAAGUUAAGCUAUGGGCCUCUGAUUUAAUUAAAACAACUCGAAUCAGCGUGCAGAAAUAGAAUUACAAGCAGAAAUAAUUCACUUUGUGUGAAUGCAGAAGCACUCUCCGGCCGUUAUCUUUUAUCUUUUCCCUUUUUUUUGUUUUGUGGAGAUCCGUCAGUGAACGUGUAAAGGAGAUGUAAGACAGAGAGAGGAGGAUGUCUCACUGCCAUUAACCUGAGACCACCCUCCCGUCUCUCUCUCUCGCUCCACCUCCCUCACCCCCCCUCCUUCCUUCCUUCCUUCAUUCAUUCAUUCAGACCCGGCUCUGGUGGUGGUGGAGAGGAAGCUGCUGCCCCCUCGGGGGAUUUGGUAUCAUAAUUAUAUAGGAAGCAGAGCAGUCUGCCACUGUCUGUCUGUUGUUGCAGCCUUGGAGAGAGGCUGCAGGCUCGGUCACACAUGUCCCGCUAAUGUGCAGUGAGCAACCGGUCAUAACAUGGACACGGAGCUGUCUUUCUGACACAGUUUGGAAGAGUAAGAAGAGGAAGCAGCCAUGUCAGAGAAGAAGCCUCGAGGCUCGGACACACGUCCCAAAUGUGGCCUCCGCAGUUGGAGUGCAGACAGUUACGUUUGGCGGGGGAAGAAACGCUCCAGGAGCGCUCGCAACGGGUCAACUCCCGGAGGGCUGGAGGCCGAGGGGACGGAGGAGCUGGGCGUGCGGUCGACGUCCUGCCCGAGGAGGCGCAGGGAGAGAAAGUGUAGCUGCAACACUUUUGGAGAUGCGUUGACGACGGCAGACAUUGAUGUGGUGUGUCGGAAAGCCUUGUCCCGUCGCUCUCUGCGGCAGAAGUUUCAGGACGCCGUGGGUCAGUGUUUUCCUCUGCGCUCCCACCAUCACCACCAUCAUCAUCAUCACCAUUCAUCGGGCUCCUCGAGGCCCUUCUCGGUGCUCUUCUGGUCCAAACGCAAGAUCCACGUCUCAGAGCUCAUGCAGGACAAAUGUCCCUUCUCGCCCAAAUCUGAACUGGCCCGAUGUUGGCACCUUAUAAAAAAUCAUGCCACCCACCAAAAUGCCCUGAAGGACAUGGAGGCUCCGCUCAGACCCAACGUCUCAUCUUCCUCUACCUCCCCACCACAGACCCCCCUUUCCUGGGAGGACAUCUGCUGCUCUCCUGGUCCGGAAGGCACCAGUCUGGAGGACUGGGAUCCUUCUUGCCCUCAUGGGGGAGCAGAGGGCAUCUGUGGCCACACUGACUACAUCCUGGUCCCAGAUCUGCUCCAAAUCAACAACAGCCCUUGUUACUGGGGUGUGUUGAACCGCUUUGAAGCAGAGGAGCUCCUGGAGGGCAAACCAGAGGGAACGUUCCUGCUCCGAGACUCUGCCCAGGAUGAGUUCCUCUUCUCGGUCAGCUUCCGGCGCUACAGCCGCUCCCUGCACGCUCGCAUCGAGCAGAACGACAAGCGUUUCAGCUUCGAUGUGCGAGACCCGUGCAUGUACCGGGAUCCCAGCGUGACAGGACUACUGAGACACUACAGUGACCCGGCCACCUGCCUCUUCUUUGAACCUCUCCUUUCCCGGCCGCUAUCGAGGACCUUCCCUUUCUCCCUGCAGCACCUGUGCAGGACUGUGAUCUGUAGCUGCACCACCUACCAGGGCAUAGACACCCUGCCGCUUCCACCUCAACUCAGGGACUACCUCCGACAGUACCACAUUAAGUGUGACGGGGCCUGCGCGCUGUGACACUCCAAAGAAGGCAAACAUAGGACAAGCAAAGGUCGGUUCUCUUGGUAUCUGGUGCUCUCCAAGUACCAUUGCCUUUUGCAGAUCUUUGAGGUCUAAAAAGUGCAGAACUGGAGAGUUUUUUAGGAUGGUUGUUGGACUUGAUGCAUCAAGAGAUAGAAUAACCAGACCUACAACGGCCUGAAUCCGUAUACAGAAGGAACACAUUGACGAGAUGUCCCUUCAACCUGGAUUCAGGUUUCUGGUCGUCCAGUUAGUGAAGACAGGGUCAAUCAGCUGGGACAAGAGGGCAACCACUGGGACACUAAUUAAGCAAACACGUCCCAAAACAUUUGCCUUAAUGCUUUAUGGAGUACAGAGACUCAACAAUAACAACAAGACGCUGGACUCUUGAGGCUCUCUUGACUUCACUUCAAUCAGGGUUGUCUUGUGUGGGCAUCUUGUAUCUCUCCACUAGAGGAACUGCACCUUUCAUGGCAAACCAAACCUCCGCUCAUGUACCUUAAUAUCAUAAACAUGUGAGGUUUCAUUGUAGUCCUGCAGGUACAGGGACUCCAACUGCAUCUAGUAAAUAUCCAAAGAUUUGAAAUUCUUCGUUAACUUUCCAACUAAAUAAAAUGUUUUGACCUCUCUCAACUGUUGUAGUCUAACGAAUGCUAAAAACUCAAAGUCUCAUCCAAAGUCUGUGUGAAGAUUGAGGUUGAUUGAAAGGUUCAAAGUUGGUUCAUGCACUUCUGUUGGCAGCCGGCGUGGCUGACGGAAAGACACACACACACAUUAUGACUGUAAACAUUUCAUGUAUGCCUCUGAACCUUCCUCUCUGCGGCCACACGAUGGCGGCACAGCUGCACAGAUCAGAGCUUUGAGACAACUUCAUCUCCUCCGCUUGUCUUUACAGACGCUGCUGCCUCUCCGUUCAGUCUGUAAACUGGUCAUUUAACAUCACCUGUGCCUCUACAGCUUCGAUGUAGAAUAUUCUAUAGGACUAAGCGCUAUUCUCAAAGUAUCUGAAUCACUGUGAUUCUUCUUAGAGCCAUAUACUGUAUUCACAAACCAAUAAAUGCCAUUUACACUGCUGUUCCCGUCUCUUGUGUUGUUAUUUCUUUUAAAUCUCUGGACUGAUU